AGCACAAAAUGCAAUUUUAUUUCCAUCUGAGUAACAUUCAUAUUUGUCAAGUUUAUGGCAGCACACAGCUGUUAAGUGUAAAGACUUAUGUCAACUUUGUACGCAGGGAGAAAGGUAAGCACCUAUGGCCCGCUACACAUACCAUUUGAUGUAUUUACUUAGUCAGCUUACUAAAUCCUGUAUCCGCUACUAACGUAUGGCCAGUUUAAGCCAUUUCUGCUCAGUAUUUCAUAAAGAUUUCAUAGGAACCUCUUCGUGCUUUUUCUUGUUGUUGCUUUAUUUAGGCAUGGAGUCGUUUUGUCGUCACUUAUUGAAGAUCCAGCCUAACUCGAGGACAAAUCUUUCGGUUUGUUCUUCGUGUCUAUCUUUAGCGCAUAAUAUUUUCCCCAGCAUUUAAAAUAUUUUCCUCGCUCCCUCAAGAAUCUUUAAAAAACACAGACAAACACUAUUAAAAACAACGCCUGUUCCCUUAAAAUCUCCCAUUAGUACUUAAAAGGAUCUUAACAGUUUCUUACCCAAAGAAUAUGAUAUAAUAGAAUUACUAAUCCAUGAAAUCCUUUUUGUUUGCAAUCACAUUUAGUGCAAAUUAGCUGCAUUAUCCUAACUAUUUACUAGAAUUCCCCCUCAUUACCCUUGCUUCUUUUAAUUCCUGUCCCUGUUCUACGUUUUACCAGUCGGACAGUUAUAGCCCCUAUUCCGAGGGGGGAAAGGGGGGGAGGGGAGUUAAGAUCUCAGCGAUACCUGACAUGAUCGAUUAGCAUAUUUCCGUUUGCUUCUCCAAAACCCUCCAUAUUUAUGCUUGUAUAUUUACACAAUUCACUCCCCUCGUUACGCAUAUAUUUUUCUUAAACCAUCUGACCUUCCCUUGGUGUUAAAUUCUACAAAAUCAUUGAAAUUUGAACCAGCCAUUAGUGACCUAUUUGUUUUCAGCGAAAGUACAAGUGGUUUGAGCAUGCAUGACCACAAUGCGAAGAAUUUGCUAAAAAUAGGUUAGAUGUUCAACUGGCUGUCCUUUCACACCAAACCUAAAACACAGGAAGCCUCACAGCCACUUAGGCGACACCAAAUGAUGUCACGUGUAGCUAUAGAUCACGUGAUAUACGCCUCGGAAAAAAAGAGCUCGCAUUGAGCGUGUAUAUUUUCUUCAUGUGCUAAAGUUUAGAGCCGCUGAAAGUUAAGUGCUUUCGCUCAGGAAAUCCCUGAAUUCCCUUUUGAUGUCGAGGAAGAAGAGCAUUUGGCGGAAAGGGUAGUGGUUGAGGUCCUGAUAUGCCGAUUGCUCUUAAAAUGACUUAGAAGACGCUAAAGAGAUGAUUUAGUUAGGUGAUCAACACCGGGGAAGCCUUGAAAAGCAAGCUGUCUUUCUUUGGAUAGUGAAAUGGCUGGUGAGGAAAGGUCUGGAUACUCUAUCAGCACAGAUCCAGAGUCCAUGAGUGUCGAAUUAAAACCGUCAUACGCUUCGGUUAAAAAAGAGAGGUCUUUUUCACAGGUCGAUACGCGCUCGAAAAAAGGUUGUAUUCCCUUGUUUUUUGAGCGAGCUUCUUCUCAAUGGUGGAAGCCCUCAUUUGAUUCGGAAAUUUUGGAAGAGGAGUUUCAGCGUUUCACUUCCCACAACCAAAGGCGUCUCGUCCACGCUCUCGUAUUUGUAUGCCUCGUUUGUGUCACCUGGGGGAUAUUUUUUGCGGUUCUGCUCAAGAGUGAAGGCUAUCAGAUCUUAGUAGGAGCUGGGUUUUUUUUGGGGUUAGUGAUCUCCUUAAUACUGUUUACUAAAUUCAGCAGAUUGUACAAGAAAUGUGCAUCGUUUGUUUCGUUGCUCGCGUCUGUUUUACUGAUCGCCAUGGAACUUUGCCUGUUCGCUUUGCGAGAGAGGGGAACAGCUCUUUCGAACCCGGCUCGAUUUUGUAUGUGUACAUGUGUUAUCAUGCUGAUUUAUACCAUGAUCCAUUCGCUUCAUUUGUACAUCUGCAUUGUAAUGACGGUGGCUUUUUCUGUCGCUCACGAAGUUCUCUCUGACGUGGUCACCGACGAAAAGGAAAGAGACAGCCAGCCCAAGGAAAUCAUCUGUCGUUUAAUUUUGCACAUGUGUAUUCAUCUGUUUGGAAUUCAAAUCUUUUUCAUGGCCCAAGUACGAGAAAGAAGCACUUUCUGGAAGGUUGGUCAAUGUGUUGUUGCUCGUCGCGACUUGGAAAUUGAAAAGCAGGUGAAAGAACAGAUGAUCCGAUCGGUAAUGCCGGAUUUAGUGGCCAAAGAGCUGCUUGUGGUCGAAGAAAUGGAGGAAGAUCCGAAGGACAGUACAAACGGCAAGAAAAGACGACGAAACAAAGGCCAGAUGGUCUUCCGACCGUUUCAGAUGCAUCGCAUGGAGAAUGUCAGCAUUCUUUUCGCCGAUAUCGUGGGCUUCACCAACAUGUCUUCCAAUAAGUCUGCUGAGCAAUUAGUUAGGCUCUUGAACGAUCUCUUUGGACGCUUUGAUCGCCUCACAGAUAUCAAUAACUGCGAGAAAAUCAGCACCCUUGGUGAUUGUUAUUAUUGUGUGGCAGGAUGCCCUGAAGCGACAGCCCAUCAUGCAUUUAAUUGUGUGGAGAUGGGACUGGACAUGUUGGAACAAAUCAAAGAAUUUGAUGCGGACACCAAGAAUGAAGUUGACAUGAGGGUGGGCGUUCAUACAGGGACUGUUCUAUGUGGUAUUGUUGGCUCGCUACGCUUUAAAUUUGAUGUUUGGUCCAAUGAUGUAAACUUAGCAAACCGCAUGGAAACGGCUGGUCUCCCUGGACGUGUACAUAUCACUGCAACAACACUUAAGUUUCUUGCUGGUCACUAUAUUGUGGAAGAUGGUAAUGGCAGUUCACGUUAUCAUGGCUUGGAAGGUAUUAAGACUUACUUCAUUGUUGGUCGUAAGAACGGUAUGAAGAAACCAAUGAAUCUGCUUCACCCAAGUGGACGCAAAAAGAAACCAGCAAACCUAAACGCCAUCAAUGUCAGCAUGAAUGAGAAUGCUUCUCAUUACAGCAGUCCACAAGAAAACAAGAAGCAUGUCAAGAUCUCAGAACAGAUUACCUCCUCAGAUGUGAUGUUUAACUCUGAUUCAAACAUUUCCAGUCAAGGUGAGUCAAGUUCGGACAAUGGUCCUAAAAUCCUUAAAGGCAACCUGAAAGUCAAGCCUGGUGUCAUUGAAAUGGACUAUUGCAGUGGAACUUCAAUCCGAUCUGAUGAUGAUGAUGAAGAUUCUAAUGGAAGAGUGCCAGAGGGUCAAUGCUCUCCUCAAGUUUUGGGCUUAUCCCUGAAUGAAGCUUUAAUGAGGGAUACUCUGAGAACAAACAAUGAUCAGCAACUUGUCAACUUGAUGAGUCAAGAGAGUACUAGCGAUGAGUACUUUCACAGGUCAAUGAACCCUUGCACCCUACAGUUUCAUGACAGAGAAACUGAGGGACGAUAUCAGAAUGAAGGUCAGGACUGUACGUUGUUGAACCCUUCGGUGACAACGUUUGCAUCUCCCAGAGUGAACUUCUUUUUAGAUGUGUUGCUUUCCAACAUUAUUUAUCUAGUCAUAAUGAUUUUAGGCUUCACACUCUACCAACCUGUUCCAUUAGCAGUGCAGGUCUUGUCGCCAAUUUCAAUUGUUAUUGAAAUAACAUUGUUCUGCUUGACAGUUGCCAGAGCAUUUCCACAUUUAUAUUCUGUAUGUAUACACCAAAUUGUUGGUUACAUUUGCGGCUGGUUCACAAGCCAUCUUAUAGGAGCUCUUUUAAUGUGUCUUCCCAUGGGAACACUCUUUGCAAACUUCAUGAACUGUAAGGACCGUACUGAUUCAAAAGCAAGAGAAUUCUACUCCUUAAUAUUUGCUGUGGCACUUUUACAUUUCUGCAAUUUCACUCAACUUACAUCUUGGAUGAAGACUGUACUUGCUGCUGUGUUUUCUAUUACAUACAUUAUUUUGCUUACUUAUGACGAAUUUUGUGCAUUUCGGCCUGGAGCAGAAUACAAUGAGCGUUUAGGCUUAGAAAUCAUGGUUUGCAUUGGCUUACUUCUGAUUUUUGUGUGUGUGUUAAAUCGUCAGUUGGAAAUGAGCGUACGACGUAAUUUCAAUGGAGAUGAGGAAGCUGCUAAAGACAAACGAAAAGCGCAAAUGCACAAAGAGCAGGCUGCCUGGCUACUGGAGAGCAUUUUCCCUAAACAUGUAGCAGAUGCACUAAAACUGUCUAGUCAUUACUCACGGAACUAUGAAAAUGUUGGAGUAAUUUUUGCUUCAAUAGUAAACUUUUCUGACUUCUAUGAAGAGAACUUUGAAGGUGGCAAGGAAUGUAUCAGAGUUUUGAAUGAACUUGUUGGUGACUUUGAUGACCUUCUGACAGACAAAAGCCAGUUUAGCCAAGUGGAGAAAAUCAAGACAGUCAAUGGCUCAACCUUUAUGGCUGGGGCUGGCCUCUACCCAGAAGGUUGUGCCAAAAAAGAUGCCCACCCAUAUGACCACCUGAAGCAACUUGUUGAAUUUGCUUUGGGAAUGAUCAAGGUUGUUGACAAAUUCAAUGAACACAUGCUGGGAUUUGAGUUUCAUUUACGGAUAGGAUUUAAUGCUGGGCCAGUCACAGCAGGGGUCAUUGGUACAACAAAACUUCUCUAUGACAUAUGGGGAGACACAGUGAAUAUUGCAAGCAGAAUGGACUCCACUGGUGUGAAAGGGAGAAUACAGGUCAGCGAGGCAUCUAAGAAACUUCUUGAUGAAUUCUUCACAUUUGAGCGUAGAGGAACUAUCCCAGUCAAGGGCAAAGGCCAUAUAACCACCUACCUCCUCACUGGAAGAAGAACAGAGGCAAUUACAGAAGCUGGUGCUUGUAUUUGUGAAGAAAUCAGGGAAACUGUCAUUGAUUGAGAGUGAAGUGGCAGGCAUCUUGUAGUCAUGUAUGUUAUUACAUAUAAAUAUACAUAUACUAUUAUAUAUUAAAAAUAUAGGGUAAUGACAAAUUAAGUUGACAUUUGUAAAGAAUUAAAAUUUUAAAGUAUGUGCUCUUCAUGUUAUAUUUAGUAAGUGUAUAUUUAAAAUUAGAUUGGAAAAUAGUAAGAGUUCUAUUGGAAACAUUUUAAAAAUACUUAAAAGAGAAAAUUUUUAGAUAAAUUUGAUGCCAAGUAUAGCAAAUGUAAAAGUAAUUAAAUAAUAUCAUAUAAGAAAUAUGUUUCUAUGGAUACAGAACUUCAUACCCACUGAUUUAUUAUUGACUCAUAACAAAGAGGCAAAGAUUCCCAAACAGAUUUCUAACAGAUGUAUGUCCAACUUGAAUUAAUAUUUCCAGCCUGGGUUUCGUUUCUGAAUGCAGUUGUUUGACCAAGUCCAAAUGUUCCCAAAUUGCUUUGGGUAAGAACCAGCCAUAGAUAGUAAUUACUAUUAGCAUACAUUGUAAAGCAGAUCAAGCUUUACAUUUUUUUUCAGUGACCCAUUUCUGUUUUCAGGUAGGUUUUUGAUGGCUGGUUUUCCAAAUUUCAGCAUCUUUUGACAGACACAAUUACUGUGGAUGAUCUGAUUAUGUGCUUUUAGAAAAGGGAAAAUAAAUUGCUUUCUUUAUUUGUUUAAUAAGCACGUCUUCUGAUUCUAGUUGUGUGACUCACCAUUUGAUAUGAGAAAACAUCAUUCAAGGUAGCUAUUCUUCCACUAUGGGCAUGAGUGAGAAGCAUAUCAUCAGCUUCACUUAUUUAAGCUUCAAUCUGUAUGGCUGACCUAUUUUGUGUGGUCUAAUCUGUUAACUGUGGGAGUCACUUAUUUAAACAAAAAGGCAAGCUUUUUUAACACAAUAUUUUGUUAUGCUGUCAUGAAGUUCAUUCAUCUUCAUGGAGGAGUUAAAAUUUGGAUCCUGAAAAGUCUGGUUUUCCAAUCAAUAUCUAUGAUAACUGGAAUAGGUAUCUGCUUUCUCACUUAUAAGAUGUUUUGCUGAAUUAUGUAAUAUGAAUGUAUUUCUCAUCUUGAGCUUUCUUUAAGUGGUGAUGGACAAAUUUCUUAUUAGUUUAUUUCAAAUUUAGUUACUGGUAUAUUGUUUGGGAGAAAAGCCAAAUGUUAACCUUACAAAAAGGAUUUAAUGCUCAGACAGUGUUACUUUACAGAACCAUUUUAUGUAUUGUUAAAUAAAUAAAUAUUGAAAUGCUGUUAUUUGAUGAUCAUUUUUUACGUGUUGCUGCCAUUUAACAUUCAAGCAAUGAAAAUCUUUCACUUAAAAAAAGUUAAUUUUAACUGGAUUGAACUUCAGUAUUAACUGAAUGCAAAAUAUUUGCAGUGACUAAGGUAUCCAGCUGAAAAAACUACAUAAACAGUAAAUUGUUGAGUUCUAGCAGCCACAGCAUAAUUAUUUACUUUGAUUAAAGUUAAAUGCAGGGUCAUUUUGGAUUUCAUGAUGAAAGUCAAAUUAGUUAAUUUAUGAAUUAUGAGGAUGGUUUUCCAACAACUUUUUCAUGUUUUGAUGCUUACUAUGUGCCUCUCAGUUUUGUUUUAAAUUACAAAUUGAUGAUUAAUACUUCACUGCCUGCUUGUCAAUUAAAGACUGGCUUAUUAAAAUUAACUGCAAUGACACUAUUUUAACCGUAAGGUCAGUGUAGGAAGAUUUUAUAACUUUUGGUUUGCAUGUAUAAUGAAACUACCUGUGACAUGAUUUAAAUUAUUCUGUUCAAUACUCAUGAUGCAAGAGUUUUUUGAUGGCAUGACUGCUAUUUUUGUUGGCUUAACAUUGAAAGUACUGAAGCACACUCUAACAAAGCUUUAAUGUUUUAAACACCUUUCAACAAUGCAAGCACUUCCAACUAAUUUUACUUGAUAGAUAAAUGUUCAUCUAGUCUGAAAGAAUAAUGUUAUGAAAAAAGAUCAAGACCAUCAUUCACUUACUACUUGCUGAGUGUGUGAAACAAGACAAUACUUGAUGCCCAAGGGUUGAUUUCUAAAACUGUAAACAUUCAUUCGGGUUUAACUAUUAAAACCUUAAAGCUUUUAUGUCUCUUAUGCCAUAAAUAGAUGAAUAUUGUAAAUAUUUUACAGCGCACCUUUAGCAUUAGGGUUACUUGUGGAAAUCUGACCAGAAGUCAUAGAAAGUGAACAGUAAAUCCCAUUUAAAUGUGUUGUCUGUGCUUGCUCUGGUCACACUGGUUGGAACAACCGAGUUCAUUGUUCUUUUCCCGUAAUGUGAUUGAUUAAUUUUGAUAAAGCAACCCUGCUAACAUUAGUGGCAUUGUAAAUCUCAACUUCCAUGACCAUCAUUUUUUAUAUAGGAUGUAAAUAUGAAAAUUAUGAAUUAAUUUUUUUGAUCUACAAACAAUUAAAUACUUAAUUUAAUUAAUUCUAAUUACUCAAAUAAUUCAAAUAUAUUCACCAAAAAUAACCAUGAGAUUUUUGUUGAUUUAUUUUUAUAGCUCUAACAAAUAUUGAUUCAACAAGAUCUUAUAGUUAGGUCAAGAACUAAACUUUAAAGUGUAUGUUGUACAUAUUCUUGCAAUAGCUGUUUGCUCCUUGGCUAAACAUGUUUUAUUGUAGGAUAAAAUUUAUGUGUAAGUAAGUCAAAAAGAAUUAAAUGACAAAAGAUGU
This is a messenger RNA of Pocillopora damicornis (cauliflower coral), 7552 nucleotides long. RefSeq names its product adenylate cyclase type 9. Gene Ontology annotation, cellular component: plasma membrane. Lineage: Eukaryota; Metazoa; Cnidaria; Anthozoa; Scleractinia; Pocilloporidae. Gene Ontology annotation, molecular function: adenylate cyclase activity. Gene Ontology annotation, biological process: intracellular signal transduction; adenylate cyclase-activating G protein-coupled receptor signaling pathway; cyclic nucleotide biosynthetic process. The record is from RefSeq and is a predicted model, not a curated record.